Molecule: messenger RNA, 1816 nt
Organism: Thlaspi arvense
Lineage: Eukaryota; Viridiplantae; Streptophyta; Magnoliopsida; Brassicales; Brassicaceae
Source: the annotation of a GenBank genome assembly
CUUAUAACUCCAUAGAGGCAAGGGCAAGAACUUAAUACACGAACCUAUAAAACAAAAAUGGGUCGUACCUCAUCUCUUCUGUCCUUCUCUUUCACAAUCUUGAUCCUCUUCCAUGGAUACACUGCUCAGCAGUGGCCCAACGAGUGCCAGCUGGAUCAACUCAAUGCGCUCGAACCGAGUCAGAUCAUCAAGAGCGAGGGUGGCCGUAUCGAGGUGUGGGACCAACAUGCACCUCAGCUCCGUUGCUCUGGCUUCGCCUUUGAGCGUUUCGUCAUUGAGCCUCAGGGUCUUUACUUGCCCACUUUCUUGAACGCCGGCAAGCUCACGUUUGUCGUUCACGGACGGGGUCUAAUGGGAAGAGUGAUUCCGGGAUGCGCCGAGACGUUCAUGGACUCACCAGUAAUUCAACCCGGCGGUCAGUAUGGAGGAGGUCAAGGUCAAGGUCAAGGUCAAGGUCAAGGUCAAGGUCAAGGUCAAGGUCAAGGUCAAGGUCAAGGUCAAGGACAGGGUCAGGGUCAAGGUUUCCGUGACAUGCACCAGAAAGUGGAGCACCUCCGGUGUGGUGAUACCAUAGCGACACCGCCUGGUGUGGCUCAAUGGUUCUACAAUAAUGGAAACGAGCCUCUCAUUUUGGUUUCAGCCGCUGAUAUCGCCAACAACCAGAACCAGCUUGACCGCAACCUCAGACCAUUUUUGAUAGCCGGAAACAACCCACAAGGGCAGGAAUGGCUACAAGGGCGAGGGCAACAGAAGCAAAACAACAUCUUUAAUGGCUUCGCACCUGAGAUAUUGGUUCAAGCCUUUAAGAUCACUCUCGAGACGGCUCAAAAACUCCAGAACCAGCAAGACAACCGAGGCAACAUCGUCAAGGUCAAAGGUCCUUUCGGCGUCAUCAGGCCACCCUUGAGACGCGAACAAGGCGGCCAGCAACCACAGGAAGAAGGUAACGGUAUAGAGGAGACUUUGUGCACCAUGCGAUGCACCGAGAACCUUGACGAUCCGUCAAGCGCUGAUGUGUACAAGCCGUCACUCGGAUACAUCAGCACACUCAAUAGCUACAAUCUCCCCAUCCUCAGUUAUCUCCGCCUUAGUGCUCUUCGUGGCUCCAUCCGUAAGAACGCUAUGGUGCUACCACAAUGGAACGUAAAUGCAAACGUGGCACUCUACGUGACAAAUGGAAAGGCUCAUAUUCAGAUGGUGAACGACAACGGACAAAGAGUGUUCGAUCAAGAGAUCUCCAGCGGACAGUUACUUGUCGUGCCACAAGGCUUCUCCGUCGUGAAACGUGCCACAGGCCAACAGUUCGAGUGGAUCGAAUUCAAGUCGCACGAAAACGCACAGAUCAACACACUCGCGGGACGUACCUCAGUCAUGAGAGGUUUACCACUUGAGGUCGUAGUUCAUGGUUAUCAGAUUUCACCUCAAGAAGCAAGGCAGGUUAAAUUUAGCACGCUCGAGACCACAUUGACUCAUAGCACUGGUGGUCCGAUGAGCGAAAGGCCGGGGGUCGAGGCUUGAUGAGCUCGAUCGUGGUGGAAAAGCGUUUGAAUGUAAUGUUUGGUUCGGUACGGUUUGUAAUUAUAUGAAAUAAUAACGUGGAAAAAGAAGUUCCACGCUAUAAGGGAACUGUUUUGUUUUUGAGUUUCUUUUUAGGACGCUUGUGUACAGCAGCGACCGUCGUAUAGAAGCGAUCGUUGACUCCGUACAUGUAACUCUUCCCUCAAUAAAAUCUAAAUUAGAGUCUUCCACCUUAAUAUGUUUUAUAAGAAUAUCGCACAUAUCGCAUAAUGGAGAUAUGAUAUCAGACUAUUUAACA